This is a messenger RNA of Pyrus x bretschneideri (Chinese white pear), 4175 nucleotides long. Its product is annotated as putative white-brown complex homolog protein 30. Gene Ontology annotation, molecular function: ATP binding; ABC-type transporter activity; ATP hydrolysis activity. The record is from RefSeq and is a predicted model, not a curated record. NCBI's taxonomy places the organism in Eukaryota, Viridiplantae, Streptophyta, Magnoliopsida, Rosales, Rosaceae.
ACAUUCUCCCCGCCAUUUCCUCAGCCCAAUUUCCGGGCCGCCUCCAGAAUUUACACGAAACCCUCUGCCCAAAAUCAUCUACCCUUUCUCAGUUCUUGUUCCUCUCGAGCCCCCUCCGCCACCUUCGUCUUCAACCUCCAUUCUUUCCCUUCUCUCACCUCCCAACGUUCCAUUUUCCUUCACUUCCAAGCAACCCAUUUGCUCCAUUCUUUCUUCUGGGUCCGCGAAACCCAACUUUUUUUAGCGUAGAUUACAAUCCCAUCUCCAUUUUCAUCCAACCAUUUUCUCAAAUUUGCUUCUUUCGCUCAUCUGGGUUUACAAUUUAUUGCAGCAUUGCAUGAUAUGCUCGUUUGGUGAAGGUGUUUGCACUUGCGGGCAAUGCUUCCACGGUCAAUUCCCAUGGACCGCUUGGGAAUUUGAUUUCCAUUACAACUUGUUGUGUGUGUUGUUAGUAGGUAGAAGAAUCUUGGACGGUUUUCUUACAAUGUGCGAUAUGGGGUGCUCCAAGUUCUAGAAAUGAGGGGAUUGAGGAUUAAUGCCUGUUGGGUUCCCCAUGUUUUUCUGUUUCUUAUUGUUGUUUUGAACUUAUUGCCGGGCACGCGUUGUGUGAACGGAGAUGAUUACAGUAGGACGAAAAGUGCUGCCGUGCUUUCUGAGGUUACACAGCUAAUCUAUAGCCAGCUUUCCAUUGUCACUAGAUAUAUUAGCACUAACCUGAAAAGUACUAUGGGUUUCUGCAUAAAGAAUCUGGAUGAGGAUUGGAAUACAGCAUUCAAUUUUUCGGGAAAGCUGGAAUUCUUGAGCGAGUGCAUUAAGCAGACGGAUGGAGAUGUCACUGAUCGAAUAUGUACAGCAGGGGAAAUACAGUUAUAUUUCAAGAGUUUCAUAGCGAGUGAGCUGAAACGUUCCAACUACUUAAAACCAAACAAGAACUGCAAUUUGAGCUCGUGGGCUUCUGGAUGUGAACCUGGUUGGGGCUGUAGAGUCGGCCAGAAGGUUGACCUCAAAGUUAUGGACUUGCCACCUAGAACUCGUGAUUGUCAGCCUUGUUGUUCAGGGUUCUUCUGCCCCGAGGGCCUUACUUGUAUGAUACCUUGUCCUUUAGGUUCUUUCUGUCCCCGUGCAAAGCUGAAUCAAACGACUGGAUUAUGUGAUCCAUAUAGUUACCAGAUACCAGCAGGAGAACCAAAUCAUACGUGUGGUGGUGCAGAUAUGUGGAAUGCUUUUGAACUUAAAAAUGAUAUUUUCUGCUCAGCUGGAUCACAUUGUCCAUCUCCUAUUCGUAAAUACAUUUGCAGUAGUGGGUUUUACUGCAGGGUGGGUGCAACUGCUCAACAAUCAUGCUUGAAGCUGACUGCUUGUGGUCGAGGCACCGCAAACCAGAAGAUACAUGCUUAUGGGAUCAUCCUCAUUGUUUUACUGAGUCUUGUGCUGCUCAUUGUUUAUAACUGUUCUGAUCAUGUUCUUGCCAUUCGAGAAAAAAGAGCGGCUAAGACCAGGGAAGCUGCAGCAAGACAUGCACGAGAAACUGCACAAGCACGUGAAAGAUGGAAAUCUACAAGAAAUCUAGUCAAGAAGCGCAAAGUGGGAUUGCAAGAGCAGAUGUCUCGCGCAUUUUCUCGCAAAAAAUCUGUAAGGGGCCAAUCAGAGCCACUGAAGGUUCUAGGCCAAGAGACAUCAUUACCACCUAAGAUACCAGGUACACUAAGCGGCGAGCAGACAUCAGCAGCUGCUUCAAAAGAAAAGAAAAAGGAACCUAGCAACCUUACGAAAAUGAUGCAAUCCUUUGAGGAUGAUCCAAAUGGUAAUGAAGGUUUUGAUCUACAGAUUGGAGAUAAAAAUAAAAAACAAGUACCAAAUGUAAAAAACCUGCAUACUCACAGUCAAAUUUUCAAGUAUGCAUACGGGCAACUUGAGAAGGAGAAAGCUAUGCAACAACCAAGCAACUUAACCUUCACAGGACUAAUCCAAAUGGCCACCGAUACUGAAGUGAAGACUCGUCCUGUGAUUGAAGUAGAUUUCAAAGAUUUAACUCUCACACUGAAAGGAAAAGAAAAAACUCUUUUGAGGUGUGUAACCGGGAAACUUUUGCCUGGUCGAGUUUCAGCAGUCAUGGGUCCUUCAGGGGCUGGGAAAACAACAUUCCUUUCAGCAUUGUCAGGAAAAGUAACUGGAUGCACUGUGACAGGCUCAAUUCUUAUAAAUGGAAAAUCCGAACCAAUGCAUUCAUAUAAGAAAAUCAUUGGUUUUGUGCCUCAAGAUGAUAUUGUGCAUGGAAACUUGACUGUGGAGGAGAAUCUCCGAUUCAGUGCAAGGUGCAGGCUAUCUGCAAACAUGCCAAAACCUGAUAAAGUCCUGGUUGUUGAAAGAGUUAUUGAGUCCUUGGGACUACAGUCAGUGAGAGACUCUUUGGUUGGUACUGUGGAGAAACGAGGAGUCUCUGGAGGUCAGAGAAAACGUGUAAAUGUUGGCAUAGAGAUGGUCAUGGAACCUUCAUUGUUGAUCUUGGAUGAGCCUACGACUGGUUUGGACAGUGCAUCUUCCCAGUUACUUCUUAAAGCACUUCGACGUGAAUCUCGUGAAGGGGUCAACAUCUGCAUGGUAGUUCACCAACCAAGCUAUGCCUUAUUCAGGAUGUUUGAUGAUUUCAUUCUUCUAGCCAAAGGAGGUUUUGUUGUAUAUCAUGGAUCUGUAAAGAAAGUUGAAGAAUAUUUUGCUGGCAUCGGAAUUGAUGUACCAGAACGUGUUAAUCCUCCCGACCACUUCAUUGACAUUUUGGAGGGAAUAGUAAAACCAAGCUCAGGUGUGAAACAUGAAGAACUUCCUGUUAGGUGGAUGCUUCAUAAUGGGUACCCAGUACCUGAAGAUAUGCUGCAUUAUCUUGAUGGUAUUGCUGCAAGUUCAGCUGGCCCAAAACCUGUAAUGAAAAGAGAUCAAUCUUUUGCUGCAGAUAUGUGGAAGGAUGUCAAGUCUAGUGUUGAGGUGAAAAAAGAUCACCUACAACACAACUUCUUCACGUCUAAGGAUUUUUCCAACCGAGUUACUCCUGGUGUGGUUCGGCAGUACAGAUAUUUUGUAGGGAGGGUUGGUAAGCAGAGACUACGAGAUGCUCAAAUGCUGGCAGCUGAUUACCUGAUUCUAUUACUCGCUGGAGCCAUCUUAGGGACUCUUGGUAAAGUGAAGGAUGAAACGUUUGGGGCCCAUGGCUAUAUGUAUACUGUCAUUGCUGUUUCACUGCUGUGCAAAAUUUCAGCAUUGAGAACCUUUUCUCUGGACAAAUUACAGUACUGGAGAGAGAGUGCAUCCGGGAUCAGCAGUCUGGCUCAUUUUCUGUCCAAAGACACAUUGGACCAUUUCAAUACAAUCGUCAAGCCAUUGGUUUAUCUAUCCAUGUUCUACUUCUUUAACAACCCAAGGUCAUCCUUUCAGGACAAUUACGUUGUUUUGCUUUGCCUUGUCUACUGUGUGACCGGCAUAGCUUAUGCAAUUGCCAUCUACCUUGAUCCUAGUCCUGCCCAACUGUGGUCUGUGCUUCUUCCUGUUGUUUCAACCCUCAUUGCAAACCAAGCGAAAGAUAAUUUAUUAGCGAAGCAUGUAGCAAAUUUUUGCUACACAAAGUGGGCACUAGAAGCUUUUUUCAUUGCAAAUGCUGAAAGGUACUCGGGGGUGUGGCUGAUCACUCGCUGCACCGCAUUAUCAAAACGAGGCUUCAACCUCGAUGAUUGGACACUUUGUCUGAUCGUCCUCAUCGCCAUUGGCGUGCUUAGUCGUAUACUGGCUUUCAUUCUGAUGGUGACUUUCCAAAAGAAGUAGCGUUUUUGUGCAGAAGUCAAAUUUCAAUAGCCUUGUAAUUUGUAUGAUGGUCACUGAUCAGAAGUGAAGCCAAACAAGUUUAGCAACAAGAAUUGAAGGCAGGGUAACACUGAGCAGAAAAUGCACACAUCUACAAGAUUAGAGAUUAGAGAACCUCACACUUUCGCUUUAUUUUGUACAAAACAGGAACAGGAACACUUAAGUUUACUUUGAAAUCUAUAUAUAUAUAUAUAUAUAUAUAUUCAUAAAUUAUUACCAAAUUUUCAUGAAGAUUAAACCUAUUUGUACAAAUGAGCCAUUGAAGUUUAUUAUAGAAACAUUAUAAAAACCAGUCUUGUGUGCAUUUUGAUUCAAGAGCCAAU